Molecule: messenger RNA, 174 nt
Organism: Paraglomus brasilianum
Lineage: Eukaryota; Fungi; Glomeromycota; Glomeromycetes; Paraglomerales; Paraglomeraceae
Source: the annotation of a GenBank genome assembly
AUGAAGAGACAGCAUUGGACCCAAGAGGAAGAUGAUUUGCUUCGAGAUCUCCGUGUAGUUUUUGGUAGACGCUGGAGUAAAAUAGCUCUCCACGUUCCUGGUCGAAAACCGAAUCAGAUUGAAGAUAGGUGGACUUGUCAUUUGUCACCUAGUAGUAAGUUUUCUACAUUAUGA